AUGCCAAAAGAAAUGCCCAAUGGUGCUAGUGUCCCAUCUGAUCGCAUUCAUCAUUUUUCUACUGGACUCGAACUGAUUCAAGCAUUAACGAAUGGCCAGGUCGAUGUAGCCUUUGCUAUUAAGCUGCCCCAACUCGAAGCCGGAUUCCAGCGCCUCACGCCAAACGACUUCGCGAAUAAUUGCUACCUGGAUGGAGCCGGUAUGAUGACCCGAAAGGACAACACAGAGUUUUUGACCUGGUGGAACGAUGCAUUUGGACGUCUGGUUGGAACGCCUAUACUUAUGACGAAAUCUGCACGAAACUCAAGACUGUACAUGGACACAAACCCGGAUCUGGGGCCAGAGAUGUCUGUAUCGGAUACUAGAAACCCAUUGAUUCAUCACCGUCAUGUCUUUGAAGCUUCCCGAUCGGUCAACGGAUGCUUUUGUGACUAAGAAAUUGACUAUUGAACCAUUCAAUUCUGAGGUCUCGUCGGUCCUUCAAUUUUUACGACUGCUUUCGGGUUGUGGUAGCUAGCGUUGUGGUGACAACGACAACAUGACCAAGGUCAAAUUGGUCACGCGAUUCUUUUCAGUAUAAGUAAGGAGAGUACCUCUUCGUCCUAAAAAUCGAAAUACUUUAUUCGCAGGACGAAAAAAUUUAUCCAACGACACAUUCAUAAGUUUUCAACUGUCACAGAAGUAUUCAUCGUCCAAAACGAAAGUUCAUUAAAGGACAAGUCCACCCCAUCAAAAGGUUGAUUUGAAUAAAAACAGAAAAAUCAAACAAGCACAACACUGAACAUUUCAUCAAAAUCUGAUGUAAAAUAAGAAAGUUGUGAAAAUAGCAAAAUAGCUAUAUGCACAUCCAGGUCAGUAUGCAAAUGAGGGAACUGACGACAUCACUCACUUUUUUUUGGUAUUUUAUUAUAUGAAAUAUGAAAUAUUGUAAUUUUGAUUGAUUGAUUGACAACGAAUUUAUUCAUUCCAAAAUUUCAACAAAGUUACAAAGUAAAGCAAAAUAUAAUAUAACAUUUUGAAAUGAAAUAGAAACCUUCUGGAAAGCAAAGCUUGUUAUUGAAGGUUUCCUUCAAUAAAUAAGACUUUAAUAAUGCAAAAAACAAUAUAUAUAUAUAAUAUACUAAUCAUAUCGUUCUUGUUGAAGUUCAAAAUAGAUACAAUAAACAAGUCAUCAUAUCUUUCUUGUAAAAAUUAUAUGUAAAAAUUAUAUGUAAAUCCUUGUUAAAUGUAUUUUUUUUUUACAUAUUCUCCCAAGUAAAAAAUAAACAAGGCUGGAUUAUCUUACAAGAUAUGAAGAAAAAGUGAAAAGGACACACAAGACAAAACGUUACGAAACCAGGACGUGAAAGAACGGUUCAAGAUCAAGACAUGACAAAAAGUUAUACCAAAACAAGACAGACGAAAUAUUACAAGAACAGACAAAUUGAAAAAAAAGACAACAACAACAACAAAACAAAGGACAAAAACGAGUAAAAGAAAGAAAGAAGAAGGAAAGGAAAAACAAAAAAAAACAGGUAGAGCGAAAGAAA
Lytechinus pictus (painted urchin) is the source of this 1529-nucleotide messenger RNA. RefSeq lists its product as uncharacterized. The transcript has 4 exons. The coding region runs from base 1 to 435 and encodes 144 amino acids. Lineage: Eukaryota; Metazoa; Echinodermata; Echinoidea; Temnopleuroida; Toxopneustidae. The record is from RefSeq and is a predicted model, not a curated record.